Molecule: messenger RNA, 1773 nt
Organism: Ceratina calcarata
Lineage: Eukaryota; Metazoa; Arthropoda; Insecta; Hymenoptera; Apidae
Gene: dgt1
Product: KAT8 regulatory NSL complex subunit dim gamma-tubulin 1
Exons: 8
Coding region: 95-1522 (475 amino acids)
Cellular component (GO): NSL complex
Source: RefSeq, a predicted model, not a curated record
AGUGUCCAGGAGCACGUCGACGGUUACGAGCGUGAGCCACUUGGCACUGUCCUUCCUUUCUCGGAGGGUUUGAUGUAAGAGAUCACGACGAGUUAUGUUUCGUAUCCCAAAAACAACAAUGCCUACUAUGACUACUACACCUACGAAAAAGCCAAAGCAAACGCAAACUUGCACGUACUCGUCUUACGAAUGUACACAAUCCUGUCUCGAGGGGUUUAAUUAUUGCGCCAAGCAUAUUCUCGAGGAUCCGAAUGCUCCUUACAAAGAAUGCGGCUUUUUAUAUAAUACUAAUGGCAGGAAAUGCCAAAAUCCUGCACCAAAGUUGGACAGAAGAGAUAUCUCUUAUUGCACUGAACAUGCGAGGAAGGCUCAAGUAGCACGUAUAAAGUCAACUGCGAGACAUUCUCUGCCCCAGACACCAGAAAUGCUUUUGCUUAAUUUAAGUCACUACGUUAAGAAAACAGAUUCCAGUACAGAAGAUACAGAGGACGAAGAAGGAAAAGCGAGAGCAUUAGAUCCUUUCACUGAGGUCGAUGCACACAGAGUAAAUGCGAGCGGGUGUGAGAUCUUGGAUUAUGCCAGUUCCUCUGAUAGCGACGUUGAACCCACAACAGUGAGCGAAGCUUUGAGAGGAAGUUACUUGGACGACAGCGAUAACGAAAGCUUGUACAGCGCGCAAGAGGAUCCUUUAAACAUUAAUUUUUUAAGGCAUGCUGGCAUUUUCACCGCCGAGGAGGUGAUCUACAUAGCGAGGGAAAAACUUAUCAGGUUGCAAUCGCUUUACAUAGAUCAGUUCAGAAGACUGCAAUAUGUGUUGAGGGAGAAAAGACGAAAGUAUUUACACGCGCUUAAAAAGGAAAAGGAAACGUUGUGCAGUAUACACGAUCAACCAAAGGAAUCUGCAAAAGAGAAGAAGAUCUAUGAGAAGUUAAAAGCGUUAAACCGAUAUCAUAGGAGAAGCGGAGUUGAAAGUAUAUUGUACCGUAAAUCGUUGGAACGAAGGGCGCAGACAUCCGAAGGAGCUACGCAAAAAAUACCAAGCAUAUCAAAGUGUAUAUUCACGGAAGGCGGAGUAAAAUGUGGAGAGAAGACUCUUCCUGCUGCGAAACAUUGCCGGAAGCACAUCCUUAAAGAUCAGCAUCAAGUAUUGUUCAAAGCGUGUGGCGCGGUACGAGCAGAUAUCGAGUGUCACGAACCGGUCCCUGUGAUUUUCGAUACAAACUGCGUGUUUCAUAUGAAUUUACCGCCCGAAUGCAAGUUGGAACCGAUGAAAUUUAAGGAAGUUAAACCUGAAAUCCAGGAAACGUCGGUAACGGAUAAUCAAUCUAUGGAGAUCGAUGUAGUGGGCGAGAUUCAGGAAAUCGAUCCUGACGAUGACAUGGCGGGAUUGAUGAGGGAAAUGAGCGAUGCUGCUCAUAUGAAACCAGCGUUUAAUGACAGUUUGAACAGCGAAGCCAGUACGGACACAGCGUUCAGCCUGUCGGCACAGAUGAGUGAUAAAGACGACAUCGUCUCCGUGUGACGAACUCUCUGCAACUUCAAAUUAUUAAAAAGUAUUCAUGGUCGCUGUUACAUAAUUAUAUUAUUUUUAUUUGUACAAAGUAACGCGAUCUAACAAUUGGUGUUUAUAAAUUCUGUUCGACAAGUGCCUACACGCUGAGUAGUGUAGGAAUAUUCAUGUACAUACGAAUACCGAACCACUCUUCUCAUUUGUAAAUACAUAUUUCAUUUUCUCUUCGUUAUUUAAGAAUAAAGAAAAGACUCACCUUCUUA